This is a messenger RNA of Petromyzon marinus (sea lamprey), 3548 nucleotides long. Its product is annotated as ras-related protein Rab-5A-like. NCBI's taxonomy places the organism in Eukaryota, Metazoa, Chordata, Hyperoartia, Petromyzontiformes, Petromyzontidae. The record is from RefSeq and is a predicted model, not a curated record. Gene Ontology annotation, molecular function: GTPase activity; GTP binding.
CGGUUCUCGUUGCCUCGCCCCGGAUCCGGUUCCCAAAGCCCGACCUCACCUCAUCGGCGGCGAGAGGCGCGAUCGGCCGAGCAGGCGAAAACAACAACAACAAGCAGCCGCUACAGCAGCUACAGCAGCCGUGCAUCUCCAAGUGAACCCACCACCCACCCCGAACCGGAGACCUGCUGUAUUGAAUCAACCCCUUCCACUACCAUCUCUGCCGCCGAGGCCUCGGCUGAAUCUGGGCACGCACCCUCCCCGCAGUGCCACACAGCAGCAGCAACAACACCAUGGCAAGCCGUGGGUCGGCCAGCCGGCCCAAUUGCCAGACAGCCACCAACAAGAUGUGCCAGUUCAAGCUGGUGCUGCUAGGCGAGUCUGCCGUGGGGAAGUCCAGCCUGGUGUUGCGCUUUGUCAAGGGACAGUUCCACGAGUUCCAGGAGAGCACCAUUGGUGCGGCAUUCCUGACGCAGACUGUGUCCCUCGAUGAUACGACUGUGAAGUUUGAGAUCUGGGAUACGGCCGGGCAGGAGCGCUACCACAGCCUGGCGCCCAUGUACUACCGUGGGGCGCAGGCGGCCAUCGUCGUCUACGACAUCACAAACCUGGACUCAUUCGCCAGAGCCAAGACCUGGGUAAAGGAGCUGCAGCGACAAGCAAACCCCACCAUUGUGAUCGCUCUUUCAGGAAACAAAGCUGACCUUGCCAGCCAAAGGAUGGUGGAGUUUGAGGAGGCCCAGGGCUAUGCAGAAGAAAAUGGACUGUUGUUCAUGGAGACAUCAGCCAAGACGGCCAUGAAUGUGAAUGAAGUGUUCCUUGCUAUCGCCAAGAAGCUUCCGAAGAAUGAGCAGCAGAAUCCAGGCGGCAAAUCAAACGUUGUACCUAUCGACCCCACAUCUCAAACAAGCAGUAGCUGCUGCAACUAACUGAUGGGUCUCUCCUGGAUUUGUAUUUUGCUGUACAUUUAUAGCUGGCUGUUCCUUCGGUUGUAAACACUUCCUUAACAUUUUGCACACACUGUUUUCGCAAGCCCCUCUCCAGUGUGGUAACGUUUGUUUUCUGUUGUAUUCUUUCUGUGGAUUAUAUUUGGGAACACGUGAAAGAAAAUGUGGUGUUAUAUUAAAAACGGUUUUAGGCCGGCCUGGCUCUUAAUGAAACUCCUGUUUCUCCUGUUUAAAUAUGGCACUUAGUUCACAGUAGAAUCAUCGCCGGCCUUCUUGGGUUUAAAGCAUUGAAAAUUAUGGUAUUCAUCAACUUGACAAUAAUAUAUUUUCUUGGUCCACAUAUAUUGUCAAGUGUUUUUUUUUAAUUGACAGCAGUGAAGAUGCAAUUUGCUUUAUGAUGUUUUUGUGUGCUGAUGGUGUAUGUCCAACAUAGGGAAAUAUCUGCAUAUUUUGAAGGCCAAAUGCAGAAUGAUCUGUAGCUGCAAAAUAUGCACAUGUUAAUUUUAACACCAGUUUUAAUUUGCCCAAAUAGACAUAUAUGUGUAUGCUGCUAAUUAGCAUAGUUUUAAAGGCACUAAGAACCUUACUAUGAAACAUUUUCACCACAUUACAUGGAUCGAGAAGUGCUUGGUGUUAAAUAGCUUUCUCUGUUAUAACAUUACUGUAUAAUCUGUAUUAUCACUCGUCUUGCUAACUUUCUUGCAAUGUGAUAUACACAUUGCUUUAGCUGUCAGUGCUAACCUUGUAUACUCUUCCAUUGGCGUUGAUACACGAAACUGCAUGCCAGGUUUGACAUCAGAUCACACCUGUUUGUGAUGCUUUAACAUAGGCUAGCCCAUUGGUUCCUAUGCUGGCCCACUCAUUCUAACCCUGCUAAGAAUGCAUGUGCACACUAACCAUUAUUAACCAUUUAUAUUUUUGCUACGUAUUUCUUUUAAGCAGAUCAAGCACAUAAAAUACUGAACAGGGCUGUUGUCAUUGACAGAUGUAUCUUCUUUUGUUUUUGGAAUAACAUUUAAUGGUGACUUUUUUUUCCUUAUUUUCUGUUUGCAUUCAUAAGUCUCUUUCUCGUGGAAGUCUUGGGUAAUGUGUAAAUAGGAUAGUAUGACAUGGUUGUGUGAUUAAGGUCUGCAGGGUAAUGUGCACACCUGUGCUUGUGGUGAAGAACAGGACCCAACUGUUGAGAAAUUUGUGAUGCUUUUGAUAAGGCAAUAUACACUUGGGGGGAAAAACAGAUCAGCUGCCGCGUUUAUUAUACAUGUGUACAUUUUUCAUUUUAUGGAAAUGACGAUGUGCUGUUAACAUUUUGCGCUUUUGACACUUUAUGUUGAGAAAUGUUACUUGGCUCAAAUUAUGUACAUCAUUAAAAAGACAAUGACAUUCUUUGGAAUCCCAUACUGCAAGGUUGUCAUUUGUUGAUUUCAUCAACACAGUUUUGCCUCUAGAGUUCUUAUUGUUCCCAUAUGGGCUGUAGAGCUGAGAGUUUUUUUAGCAUUCAUGUUUUUCUUCUGCUUUAUUACUGAAUACUACAUAGGCUUUAGUUUACUACAUUUGAAUUGAGGUUUUAUGAAAAUGUGUUCACCGAGGAUAUUUUGAUGGGUUCAGUGAACUAUUUGUGGCAUCUCGCAUAUAUGCAUGAGCAUUUAUGUCCAAAAUGUUUUCUUGAAAUCCCUGUGAUUGGAAAUUGGUGCAUUAUAAAUGACAAAUGUUUAUAGCAUUUAAAAUGUUUUAUCCCUAUUUUACAAACUAUGAUUCUGCAUAAUAUCUUAGUUGCCUUUGGGAUCUAACCUUGCACAUUACAUGCUGUUUAUCCAGAGUUUGAAGAUUCCUGGUCCUGAAUGAGUGUGCAGAGAAGUGUAUUCAGUGGAUAACUGAUUAAGUGAUCUGAGAAAAUGCUUCUUUAAUACUUGAGUAUUUUUUCUUUGCGAAAGUUGUAAUCUGCUACAAGAUUGGAUUCGGUAGAUGUCUAGGGUUGAAUGCUAUCCGAGAAGGUUUAUGUAUCCAGGUCACCUCGCAUCUGGCAGGGCAUCUUAAAUGUGAUCAAUUAAUUGUGAUUAUUAAGAGCUGGUUACAACUGAACAAAAAAUUAAGGAAUAAGCAAUGUUUUGUAUGUUUUAAAGAUACCAUUUGCAGGGCAGCUUAAUUUGAGAUAUUGUUUUGCAGACCCUUGAAAUCAACAGCAUAUGCAGCCAUGAUUAUGACAUUUCACAAACCCAGAAGCAACAUCUUACGAUUGCAAUGACAUUGUUCCCAGUAGGGGGAGUGGUCGUGUACGUAAAGCUUAUUUUGCGUCCUUGUUUUCAUUUGAUUACAAAAUAACCAACACUUGUGUUUUUUCGUAUAUGGAGGAACUUUUGUAAGGAUGGUGGUUUCCAGACGCUUCCAAAAAAGUGCUGUAUUGCCAAUUAAAUUUCCAAAUGUGUUGGUGUGCAGUACUACAAAACUAUCAUUUUGAUGUUCAAGCAGAGCUGAUUAAUAAUUGCUGCAGAUCACAACUUGAUGAGGGAUAGUAAGAGGAUAUUCGGUGAUUUCAUUGUCAUACUUUUCACUUCUGCCUUGUCAAAUUCGGUUCCUGUAUUAUAAAAAAGAUAGAAAUAAAAAUUACUGAAUACA